UCUUGUUUGAGUACUAGGGUUUUUAGUGUUUCUCGGGGUUUUCUCGAGCGCAAUGGGGCGCAGCCGGAGCCGGAGCUACAGCCCAAGAAGCCGCAGCCCUGGGCCGCGGCGACGGAGGUAUGCCGAUGAUCCUCCAAUGCGGCGCGGCGAUCGCGAGUGGCGCCGCUCUCCUCCUUGCAGCUUGCUCGUCCGAAACAUCCCGCGCGAGGCCAGGCCCGAAGAAGUUCGUGUGCCAUUCGAGAAGUUUGGGCCUGUCAAGGACGUCUAUCUCCCGAAAGAUUAUUAUUCCGGGGAACCUCGUGGUUUUGGUUUUGUCCAGUUCAUAGAGCCGGGCGAUGCAGCUGACGCUAAGUUUAAUAUGGAUCACCAGUUGUUAGGCGGACGAGAAAUUACUGUUGUUUUCGCCGAGGAAAACAGAAAAAAACCGUCUGAGAUGCGGAUAAAGACAAGUCGGAGUGGGAGCUGGAGCUCUGGUCGUUAUGGUGGAGGUUAUCGCAGAAGCCCGCCUAGAUCUCCUCGGCGUUACAGAUCUCGCUCGAGGUCUCGGUCGCCUCGGCCUCGAAGGUAUCACUCGUCCAGUUUGUACCUUAGGGAUGCUCACGAACGAUACGGAAGGUCCCCGAGCCCUCACCACCACCACCACCAGAACAAUAUCCGUUCUCCCUCGCCCAGGAGAGAAACGCGGUCUCGGCAUCGGCCAUCACCGGGAAUCUCUGACCGUGGUCCAAGUCCUAGUCCACAAGGCAACGGGCAUGGUUCUCGAAGGUCCUUAAGUCGAAGCCCGUCCCCGGUUAUGGCUGCAAGACGGUACUCACGCUCUUUUUCAAGGGACUAAUGCGAGGGCUCAACUACACGGCACCUUUAUGUACUAUUUGUGGCAGCACCACACGGGAUUUACUUUGGCUUGGUGAUUUUUAUUGAUAUUCUUGUCUUAGACUGAUUUUGGAUGUAAUUUCUUCUCAGGAAAGAGUAUUUUCCAACC
Selaginella moellendorffii is the source of this 982-nucleotide messenger RNA. RefSeq names its product serine/arginine-rich SC35-like splicing factor SCL28. Gene Ontology annotation, molecular function: RNA binding. The record is from RefSeq and is a predicted model, not a curated record. NCBI's taxonomy places the organism in Eukaryota, Viridiplantae, Streptophyta, Lycopodiopsida, Selaginellales, Selaginellaceae. The transcript is spliced from 7 exons. The coding region runs from base 53 to 835 and encodes 260 amino acids.